This is a messenger RNA of Astyanax mexicanus (Mexican tetra), 2600 nucleotides long. Its product is annotated as eukaryotic translation initiation factor 4 gamma 1-like. The transcript is spliced from 2 exons. Gene Ontology annotation, cellular component: eukaryotic translation initiation factor 4F complex. Gene Ontology annotation, molecular function: protein binding; mRNA binding; translation initiation factor activity. The record is from RefSeq and is a predicted model, not a curated record. Bases 33 to 2534 code for a protein of 833 amino acids. NCBI's taxonomy places the organism in Eukaryota, Metazoa, Chordata, Actinopteri, Characiformes, Acestrorhamphidae.
GUGCGCUUCACUUGUGUUUGCUGAGUUUCGAGAUGUUUCUCCAGCAAGAGAUUAACUCUGAUCGUCCGCGAUCGAAUGUUACUUACCGGGGGGCUAAAGACCACCCUUCCCGGCCCCCAUUGGUGCGUUCUGGACCACCGGCACCAAUGAAGAAACGUCCUCAGUACGUUCCCCAGACCCAGCAGACCUCCACUCCUGAUCAUCGCCUUAAUUACAAGCCUCAGGCGGCUGUUCCUCUGGAGCAGAAGAUUCAGUACGAUCGAGAGUUUCUGCUGGGCUUUCGAUUCAUCAGUCCCAGCAUACAGAAACCUCAGGGAUUACCAUUCAUCCCUAGGGUUGUGCUGGACAAGCCCAAUAAAGAUCCAUUGGACUCUAGUUGGCAGCAGAAAUGUGUACAACAGGACAGACAGACCUCCAGACAUGGAUGGAGACGAAGCACAGAGCCCGACAACGAGCUCCGCAACGAGACGCGUAAGGUCAUCAGCGUGUCCCUGAAUGUCCAGCUCAACAAGGCAGCGAAUGCCUGGAGGCCUGGAAGGAAGAAGAGCGUUGAAUGCGGCGAAGUGCAAAAGGAUGAAGCAGAAGACCUGAAGACUCAGGAGAUGUUGAGAUUGUUCCGCAGCAUCCUCAACAAACUCACCCCUCAGACGUUUGACAGGCUGAUACAGCGCGUGACCGAGCUUGCCAUCGAUACGGAGGAGCGUCUGAGGGGGGUCAUCAGUCUCGUGUUUGAAAAAGCCGUCAGAGAACCUCACUUCUCCGAGAUAUACGCAAAAAUGUGCCACCGCCUCGUAGAUCUAAAAGUCCCGACCUCUAAAGACCCGGCUGUUAACGUAGAGUUCAGAGUACUGCUGCUCCAUUGCUGCAAGGAGGAAUUUAAGAAGAACAAGGACGAGGAGAUCAUCGAGGAAAAGCAGAAGCAGCUGGAUGCAGCUACAGAGAAUGAAGAACGUCAGCAGUUAAAGGAAGAGCUGGAGGAGGCAAAGAACAAGGCCCGCCGUCGUUCUCUGGGAAACAUAAAAUUUGUUGGAGAGCUGUUUAAAUUGAGGAUGCUUAAGGACUCCAUUAUUCACCACUGCGUCGCCAAACUCCUGAAGGACGAAGCUGAAGAGAGCUUAGAGUGCCUCAGCAAGCUGCUCUCCACUGUCGGGAAAGACGCUGAUGAAAAGGACAAGACUCGCAUGGAUCAUUAUUUUACUGAGAUUGAGGAAAUUGUAAGGGCGAGGAAGACGUCCUCACGAAUCAGAUUCAUGCUGCAGGACCUUCUGGAUCUGAGACGGAAUAAGUGGGUCCCCAGGAGGGCUGAUCUUGGCCCUAAAACAAUAGAUCAGAUCCACAAAGAGGCUGCACUAGAGGAGAACGGCUCACAAAACAAGGUCCAGCAGCAGCAGCUGAGAUCUUAUAAAGACUGGACCUGUGGACCGAUCAACAUCUGCCCAUCCAAAACCAUCAGCAAGAUGGAAAAGAUUGAGCUCAGGCCCACUGUACGCCAAGAAGAGGUUCCUGUGUCCAGUGACACCCUGGAGGACUCUGAAAAGACAAUGAAGGAGACACCUAAGGAAACACCUGAAGAGGCGCCUAAAGAAAUAUUUGAAGAGGCGCCUAAGGAAACACCUGAAGAGGCGCCUAAGGAAAUAUUUAAAGAGGGGCUUAAGGAAACACCUGAAGAGGCGCCCAAAGAAAUAUUUGAAGAGGCGCCUAAGGAAACACCUGAAGAGGCGCCUAUAGAAAUAUUUGAAGAGGUGCCUAAGGAAACACCUGAAGAGGCGCCUAUAGAAAUAUUUGAAGAGGUGCCUAAGGAAAUACCUAAAGAGGCCCCUAAGGAAACACCUGAAGAGGCUCCUAAGGAAACACCUGAAGAGGCGCCUAAGGAAACACCUGAAGAGGCGCCUAUAGAAAUAUUUGAAGAGGCGCCUAAGGAAACACCUGAAGAGGCGCCCAAGGAAAUAUUUGAAGAGGCGCCUAAGGAAACACCUGAAGAGGCACCCAAGGAAAUAUUUGAAGAGGCGCCUAAGGAAACACCUGAAGAGGCACCCAAGGAAAUAUUUGAAGAGGCUCCUAAGGAAACACCUGAAGAGGCGCCUAAGGAAACACCUGAAGAGGCGCCUUAUGAAACACCUGAAGACACAGACAAGCCUGUAUCUUCGUCUGUGCUGAAGGGCGCCCCCUCUGCUCUGGAGCUGCCACAAGGAAAUGUCUCUGAAGAAGCAGAGGAGGAACUUCCUGAGGAGACAUCAAGACCAGAGAAUCAUUUAGUAGAUCAGACCUCACCUUCAGCUCCAGUGGAACUGACCAUGACUAUAGAGCAGGAGACCACCAAUGAGGAGACAGUCUACAGGAAUGAUGUGAUGGCGUCAGUGAAGAAUGCGCUGGAUGAACUCAACGUUUUAAAGGAGAAUGACAUCAGAUCUGCUCCAGACAGCAACAGAUUUUCCUUUCCGGCUUUAAUCGGCGCCGCUGCCAUUCCAAGCGCCAUUAUCUGUUCUGGGCUCCUGCUUUACCAUGGUAUAAACUGGUUACGCACCCUGGUCUAAACAGCUCUCCAGGACUGUACCAUGAUUUAAAUUGUCUAUGCAAAUUUUUUUAAAUAAAAUAUAUGU